UUUUUAUGCAAUGUGUGUAGAGAUAGACUAGACGAUAUGCUUAACUAUAGUGUUACGGAUCUUGACGGUUAACCUUCUGCUAGCACAUUUAGAUAUAAACAUGGAGUUCAACAUACUCGAACCGUUAGUUGAUGAAAUUAAAUCACGCGGAUACCAAAGAAUUGCCAUUCAAUCGUCUGAUGUGUCAGCUGCAGUCAGUGUCUGUAGUGAAUUACAUGACCGGUGUAAAUCUCUGGAGCCUAAUCGAGAGUUUUACGUAUUAGGAGACGUGUUCGUUGGCAGUUGCUGUACCGAUGUGAUCGCAGCACGUCGAACUGAUGCCGAUUACGUCAUUCAUGUAGGUGACGCAUGCCAAAGUUUCGUAGAGUCACCAGUACCGAUUAGGUUUUUAUUUAAUCCUGUAACUGUAGAUACAGAUAUUCUAUUCUGUGUAUUGUCUGAUAGGUUGUCUACUUAUAACUUCGAUCGCAUUUUGUUGGUAUAUCACUCAUCACUUCAUCAUAUAUCUGGAUUAUUUGUUACCUGGUUAUCUGGAUACUCUAAACCAUCUUUUAUCGCACAAUGCAUGGAACAUAUAUUACCGGAUGAUGGAGUUUACAACCAUGAAAAUGUAUUUUGUUACCGGAAGAUACUCCGAUGCUGUAGUGAUACUGCUCUAGAAACCGGAUAUAUUAAUGACUUACACAUGGGUGAACAAGAUACAUUGGUACUAUUCCUAUACGCAGGAACCCGGAAUAAUGUUACGGAAGACCAUAUAGCCCUUAAAUCUGUUGGCAGCCAGUUUCACGUUAUGAGUGUUGACACUCUGGAGUAUAGCAUAAUGGACUCUCGAGGUCAUAGCUUACGGUCAAGGCGCUACCACAAAGUGGGCAAAAUUCAAGAUGCAAGUACUAUUGGCAUUCUUGUUGUAGCUCGUACCAUUAAGGGUUAUAGGGAGCUACGUCGUGCGAUAGUUCGUCUUAUAGAGAGUCAGGGGAAGCGUUGUUAUACCUUUUCCGUUAACUGCUUAACGGAGGCUAAAUUAGCUAACAUGCCAAAUAUUGACAUAUUUUGCAUGUUAUCAUGUUGUGAGUCUAUAUUAUCGUUACCUGAGGAGAUUGGAAGGCGUGUGGUUUAUCCUUUUGAACUUCUGGUUGCUUUUGAUUGCAUUGACUGGUCGCUCCCUUAUGAGUUUGACUUUGUGACGUUGACAUCUUAUAUUCCGGAAUCAUCCACCGACGAGACUACCAGCUAUGGAGGUGAAAUACGCCGUCUACAGGGUGGUUGUGAGAUACAAUUACAGGUAGACAGUUUUAUGGAUACUUUACAAGACAACUCCAAGCGUACUUUUGGCGGUGUUGACCCAUUGGAAGGUAUUACUAGGGAACCGAAAGUAUUACCAGGUUUCCAUGGAAUCGCAAGUCGUUAUGACCAUGAAGUUGAUAAAUAAUCCAUUGUAUUCACCAUAGG
This is a messenger RNA of Babesia bovis T2Bo, 1449 nucleotides long. Its product is annotated as diphthamide biosynthesis enzyme Dph1/Dph2 domain protein. Gene Ontology annotation, biological process: protein histidyl modification to diphthamide. Lineage: Eukaryota; Apicomplexa; Aconoidasida; Piroplasmida; Babesiidae. Gene Ontology annotation, molecular function: 2-(3-amino-3-carboxypropyl)histidine synthase activity. Bases 101 to 1429 code for a protein of 442 amino acids. The transcript is spliced from 2 exons. The record is from RefSeq and is a predicted model, not a curated record.